Molecule: messenger RNA, 1214 nt
Organism: Paramecium sonneborni
Lineage: Eukaryota; Ciliophora; Oligohymenophorea; Peniculida; Parameciidae
Source: the annotation of a GenBank genome assembly
AUGAAUUAAGAUAAAGAAUGGAGCUUAGAUAGUUGGAAAAAGUAUUCAGCUUUAUAAUUACCAAUAUAUUCAGAUGUUUAGCUAUAGUAAUGAUAUUUUUGAAAUUAGUUAAGAUACUCUUUAAAAAAUAAAAAAUCUUCCAGGAAUCCUAAAUUUUGAUGAGAUAAAUAGUUUCAAAAAUGAAAUGAUAAGAGUAAGUAAAGGUGAGAAAUUUGUUUUGUAAUUGGGAGAUUGUGCAGAAGUAUUUGAUGAAUGUACUGAAAAACAUUGGAAUGAGAAAUUUAGUUUUUAUGAUGUAAAAAAAAAGAAAUAAUGUAGCGAAUGGGUUAAAUUUUAGAUGCAAUAGUAAUUGGUAGAAUUUGUGGAUAAUUUGCAAAACCACGAUCAUAACUACAUGAAAAAGAUGGGACAUUAAAUUAUAGAGGAGAUUUAAUUAAUUCAUUAAAUAAAGAUGAAAGAGAUCCUGAUCCAUCACGUUUAUUAUUGGGAGCACAUUAUACUAACAAGGGUAUAUAAACUCUAAAGUAAUAUGAUGGUUAAUAAAUUUGGGUUUCACAUGAAUGCUUGCAUUUAGGAUAUGAAUCAGCUUUUGUUAAAUAAAAUUAAGAUAACUAAUGUUAUUUAUCUAAUACUCAUUUUCCUUGGAUAGGAGAUAGAACAAGAUUGCAUGAUCAUGCACAUUCUAAUUUUAUAAAAGGUAUUUAUAAUCCUGUUGGAAUUAAGGUAAAUAUCUUUUAUCUAUUUAGAUUGGAUAAACAAUUAAUAAGACUGAAUUUCUUAAUGUAUUUAAGUUAAUUAAUCCAAAAAAUGAAGAUGGAAGAGCUUUUGCUAUUAUUAGAUUAGGAAAAAAUAAACUUGAUAAAUUGAAAGAUAUCAUUUUAUGGAAAUAAGAGGAAAAAUUAAAUAUUUCAUUCUUUCUUGAUCCUAUGCAUGGAAAUAAUUAAGAUAAAAGUGGACGUAAAAUUAGAAAAAUAGAAGAUAUUAUGUAUGAAAUCUAAUAAUUCUUUGUUAUACUUCAAGAAUAAAAUGAAAUUCCUGCAGGAUUACAUUUAGAAUGCACACCUUAUGAUGUAAGUGAAUGUGUUGAAAAUGAUGAAGAUAUUAAUCCUAAAAAAUACACUACUGCUUGUGAUCCAAGAUUAAAUUACAAAUAAACUAGAAAAAUUAUUAUUUUUGUUAAUACUCUUCUUAAAAAAUUCAGAAAUAAAUAAUGA